Messenger RNA from Astyanax mexicanus (Mexican tetra), 5970 nucleotides. It is a transcript of the gene acvr1l, whose product is annotated as activin A receptor, type 1 like. Gene Ontology annotation, cellular component: plasma membrane; BMP receptor complex. The coding region runs from base 215 to 1729 and encodes 504 amino acids. The record is from RefSeq and is a predicted model, not a curated record. Gene Ontology annotation, molecular function: transforming growth factor beta receptor activity, type I; ATP binding; SMAD binding. Lineage: Eukaryota; Metazoa; Chordata; Actinopteri; Characiformes; Acestrorhamphidae. Gene Ontology annotation, biological process: BMP signaling pathway; dorsal/ventral pattern formation; transforming growth factor beta receptor signaling pathway. The transcript has 11 exons.
GUCUCUGUGGCUGGUCUCUGUGCAGUAUCCGUGGGUGGCGCUCCAUCUGCUAACCUCCUGAUCUGCUCCCAGCUUUCCCCUGCAGGAGCGGAGCUCAGCGCCGGGCUGGGAGCGGCACUGUGUGGAUUAUAUGCUCUGAGGAGAUGACUGUGCUGGAGAGGAUUGAUGGCUGUGCAGAUGUAUAUAUAAGGAUUCAUACCAUGCAGUGAACCAAAUGGGUCAUUGCUGCACCCGAGUCAUUUUCCUCCUGCUGCUCCAGGCGUUGCAGACGUUAGCUGAAGAUGGGUCUAUUGACUGUGUGUGUGUGGGCAGCGACUGCAUGUCGCAGCUGUGUAAGGGAGACCACUGCUAUGCCUCCGUGACCGUCAGCAACGACGUGCCCUCGUUCCGUCGUGGGUGUCUGAUUGGCCCUGAGAGCAGGCACAUGACCUGCUUGUCCGGCCCCUCGGCUAAUCGCGCGGUCGAGUGCUGCUCUCAGCCCAUGUGCAACGUCAACGCCACGGUGGAGUCUCUGCUCCAGCUGCUCACCAAUCCAGAGGGUGAGCCUGUGCGCUAUCGAGUGGAGACCCUGGUGCUGUUCGUGCUGGGUCCCUUUGUGGUUCUGGCUCUGCUGGCCACUCUGGCGGUGCUGGUCUGCCGCAGGCUCCACCCGGGCCGGCUGGAGAGACUGCACGAGUUUGACCCGGAACAGGGCGCCAUCGACGGCCUCAUUGCCCCCAGCGUGGGGGACGGGACCCUGGCGGAUCUAUUGGAUCACUCCUGCACGUCCGGCAGUGGAUCAGGACUGCCCUUCCUGGUGCAGAGGACCGUGGCCCGUCAGAUCAGUCUGGUGGAGUGUGUUGGGAAAGGGCGGUAUGGGGAGGUAUGGAGGGGACAGUGGCAGGGAGAGAAUGUAGCUGUGAAAAUCUUCUCCUCUAGAGAUGAGAAGUCCUGGUUUCGGGAAACCGAGAUCUACAACACUGUUCUGCUGCGGCAUGAAAACAUAUUGGGGUUCAUGGCGUCGGACAUGACCUCGCGGAACUCCAGCACCCAGCUGUGGCUGAUCACGCACUACCACGAGAACGGCUCGCUGUACGAUUACCUGCAGCGGGUGGCCGUGGACAUGGCCCACGGCCUGCAGAUGGCCGCCUCAGUGGCCAGUGGCCUCGUGCACCUGCACACUGAAAUAUUCGGGACGGAGGGUAAGCCGGCCAUCGCCCACCGGGACCUGAAGAGUAAGAACAUCCUGGUGAAGAAGGACCUGCACUGCUGCAUCGCUGACCUCGGCCUGGCAGUCACCCACUCUCAGGCAGACAAUCAGCUGAACGUUGGGAAUAACCCCAAAGUGGGCACCAAGCGCUACAUGGCCCCCGAAGUGCUCGAUGAGUCCAUUCAGACGGACUGCUUUGACGCCUACAAGAGGGUGGACAUCUGGGCCUUUGGUCUGGUGCUGUGGGAGAUCGCUCGGCGCACCUACAGCAACGGGAUCGUGGAGGAAUACAAGCCUCCAUUCUAUGACCUGGUGCCUAACGACCCCAGCUUUGAGGAAAUGCGCAAAGUGGUGUGUGUGGAGCAGCAGAGACCAUUCAUCCCUAACCGCUGGUUCUCAGAUCCGACGCUGUCUGCUCUGGUGAAGCUGAUGAAGGAGUGCUGGUAUCAGAACCCGUCGGCUCGGCUCACGGCGCUGCGCAUCAAAAAGACUCUGGACAAAAUCCACAGCUCCUUAGAGAAGGGCAAGCCAGACUGCUGAGGCCUCCAGAAGCAGGAGCAUCAGACACUGGAACUGUGUUUUUACUGUGGGCCUGAUGUUCUACAUCAUACUGGGACAUUCUGGGAGCAUCACCCGGGUCAGGAAGGAGAAGAGCUUACCCUUGAUCUUCAUAAAUCAGUACAGAAACAUUUUUUUUUUCUGUAAUUUGUUUGUGUUUCUUACGGUUUCUCUUUUAUCUUCCAAAACAUUAACUGACUGGCUCCAGCAACAGGAUUGGACGGUGGCCGGACUGUUUGAGCCAAUAGAAUAAAAGCGAAGCAGUGUGUUUUCUUCCAAGAAUGUGGAUUAAACUCCCAACAUCUGACUGAUGCACUGAGAUGCACUCUUCUAGAUCCUGGAUCUUUGAAGCUUUGCCUUCCACUUCCUGUAACAGAAGCUCACAACCAGAUGGAGGAGAUGAUGGUGAUUCUAAAGCACUAUCUGGACGGGAUUAGUUUCUCAGGGGGACAUCUUUAAAAAAAAAAUAAUAAAUUAACAGGAGGACCAGUGAGUUUUUAGGCUUUCUCAGUCACCUGACAUGAGGUGUUCAGUAGCUCCUCCAUUUCCACUCGCUUUUGUGUUUUUAAGUGGAUCUCCGUGGAAACGCCCAAGCGCCCGAAGUGUAAUUAUGGUGCACGGCGGUGAACAAAUAGCUAUUUUAUUAUUAAACGCAAGGUGAUGAAACUCAGAGAUGUGCGUCCGGACUGGAAUAAAAUUAACGGAGGACCACGGAAGAGUUCAGAGAAAAACAGUAGAUAAUUCAGCCUGUAAUUUUCUUCUCAGAGGAUGUCUGAGAAAAACACGUACAUGGUCGUUCCGGACAGGAAUAAAAUCACAGAGGAUAACCCCCCCCCCCAUAAAAGCGAAAAUUACCCCAGGACCCCCUGAGAAACUAAUCCCGUCCGGAUAGGGCUUAAGGCUUGUUUGCUAUAACUUGGAUGUUAUGGAACUAAUCCUGGAUCCCAACCUUGGAUAUAUAUAUAUUUUUUUUUAGAUUUUGAUACGUUUUUUUUUUUAUUAUUAUUAUUAUUUAAUGAUCAUUAUUCUAGACAGUUACACUGGAUAAGACUAAACGAAUACAACAGACACUACAUCAUGACCUGCUUCAGUACUACACUACUGCUGUGCUUUUGGGACAGAACUGAUCUGAACUCAGUCCUCCACACUGUUUGUUUGAUCUUUGGCCCAGAACUGGGUUUACAGGCUGUUCUCAGUUCAGUGUUUGUUUAGAGCUCUGCUGUAGUUUUUGCCUGUGCCUCUCUCUAUCUUCCUCUUCUUUCUUUUCUUUAUCCCUUCCUUUCUUUUCUGUCUCUACAUAUUCAUCCCUGCUUUUUUCUGUAUCACUUCAUCCUGCCCUAUUUUUUAAUUUCCCUUUCUUCCCUCAUACUUUUCUCCCUACAUGCAUCCCUUCAGCUUUUGUCUCCUUUGUCUAUUUUUCCUCUAUUCCUUUUCUAUCUCUCCCCAUCACCUAUUCAUCUUCCCUCUUUUUCUAUCUACUGUCUCAUCCCCUGUAUUUCUUCCUCCUGCAUUUCUCUCUCCCUUUUUUCCCCCAAGUCUUUCUCUGUUCAUCCCUCCAUCUUUGCCUCUUUCUUCCCUUUUUCUGUCUCUAUAUUCACCAUCCUUUUUCUCUCCCUUCAUCCUGCCCUACUUCUUAGUAGCUUUUGUACCUCACUCCCAUUUUUCUUUCCCUCUGCUCUCUCUCUUUUUCUCUUUACAGUCUUACCCCUUUAUUGCUUUCUCCUUAUUCUUUCUCUCGGUAUCUCUCUCCAUUCAUCCUCCCUCCUUUCCUCCUCCUUUUUUAUUUUUCUGUUCAUCCCUUCAUCUUUGCCUCUCCCUCUCCCCUUUUCUGUAUCUUUAUCCUUCCUUUUUUUCAUUUCACUCUUAUACUUUUUCUCCCUACAUUCAUCCCUCCUGCUUUUCUACCUCACUCUUUUUUCCUUUCCCUCUGCUCUCCAUGCCUCUUUUCUCUCUCCCAUCAUUCCUUCAUCCACCCUCUUUUCUUUUCUUCUCUCUUCAUUUCCUCCUCCAUCUUCCUCUCCAUCCUUCCUACCUCCUCCACUCCCUUUCUUUUGUGUUUUUCUAUUCAUCCCUCCAUAUUGCCUCUCCCUCCCAUCACCUCUUCAUCUUCCCUUAUUUCUCUCUACCCUCUCACCCUAUUCUCUCUUCCUCCUCGUUAAUUUUCUCUUUCCCUCUCUCUCUCUCCCUGCAUUCUGUCUCUCUCUUGCAGCCACACUAAACACUAAGUGACAAUCACUGCUGCUGCUGCUGAGUCAGUGCUGCUUUGUUGUUUUGUAGUUUACACUAAAUCAUGAGCAGGUUUUUCUUUUUCUGUCAUUCAUCAAGUGUGUCUCAGUCGGAGGGUUGUUCUGUUUUUGUGUGUUUAUGUUUUUGCUCUCUGGUUGCAGGAAGAGCAGAGCCGGUGCAAUUUACCCUGGUCUGAGUUUCUGAAGAUAUGAAUCUGCUUUAUGAAGGACGGAAAGUGAGUGAGUGAGUUGGCAGUAGAAGAGGUAGAGUUUUUUUUUUUUCUUUUGUUAAAGUUUUGGUAGUGUUGAGAGAGUCCGCUUUAGUCUGCAGUAGACGGAUGUAUUUAUAGUGAAGGAGGACGGAGGAGUAGGAGCGUCACUACACAGAUGCUGAGCUGUAAACUGUGACUGUAAUAGAGUGUUAUAUAUAUAUAUCGUAUUUAAAGAUAGGAGUAAUGUAAGAGUAACGUAGCUCGGCUAAGGCACCGAUAAGGCUUCCUCGCCGCGCCGGUUUAAGGCGUGCACGUUUUGGUUUCGUUACGUUCUGCUAAUCUGCACUGUGCUGGGGGAGAGGGAGGGGAAAGGGGGCGACAAAACACCCCCUUUCAGAAUCGCAAAGCAUUUAUUAUUAUUUUCUUUUAUAUGAAUUCAAGCUAAACAAUGCCUUAUAAUGCUGACACUCUCAGCUCAGGGUUUACCUGAGGGCGGGUGAUGUUUAAAAGACGUGGGAUUCCUCACACUGAGGUCUUAUCCACACUUAAGCCCUAUCCGGAGGGGAUUAGUGUCUCAGGGGGGCGUCUGUAAAAAAAAAAAAAUAUAUAUAUAUAUAUAUAUAUAUAUAUAUAUUUCACACUUCUACUCAGUGAUAAAACUUCUGCAUCCGGAUUGCAAUUGGGGGAAAAAAACAAAAAAAAAAACAGGACGACCAGUGACUUUUUUUUGGUCACAUGACAUCGUGUUCAGUAGCUCCUCCAUUUCCUUUCGCUGUUGUGUUUUUACAUGGUUCUCCGUGGAAACGUGCGCCCAAAUUGUAGUUACGGUGCGCGGCAGUGGACAAUUAGCUAUUUAAUUAAACGAGAAGUGGCGAAACUCAGAGAUGUGCGUCCGGACAGGACUAAAAUUACUCGAGGACCACAAAAGAGUUCAGCGAAAAACAGUAGAUAAUUCAGCCUGUAAUUUUCUUUCAGAGGACGUCUGAGAAAAAAAAAAAUCAUGGUUGUUUUGUAGGACCCCCCCCCCAUAAAAGAGAAAAUUACCCCAGGACCCCCUGAGAAACUAAUCCCGUCCUGAUAGGGCUUUACAGAUACAGAUAUUUCUGAGAACACAUGUUUUUCUGUUUGAUCUUGAAGGAGUUAUGAAAAUAUUUCUGGUCACAUGUAGGACUUCAUUUAUGAUGAUUUUUUUUUUAUAACAGUUUUUUUUCUUUCUUUUUUUGUCACAUUUUGGAUUUUUAGAUUUUUUUUUAUUUUAUUUGUUUAUUACAUAAAUGGACUUAAACAAACAACACCAAAUGGCAACUUUGUAUAUACAGAAACUGCUGCAGUUACAUUAAGCAACAGUAAACAUUUUAAAGAAAAGUUGUGAAAAAUAGACUCAUGGCACAUAUACUGUAUUACAUCUAUGAAUAAAAGUGCAAUUUGUAACUUACCAAUUGUCCGAAUGCAGCAAUUCUUUUUUUUCUUUCAAACAAAUCUCCUUUUAGUGAUUCCCUUAAAGUUGCUCUGGAUAAAAGCAUCAGUUAAAUGUAAUAAAUGUGAAUACUGAUAAGACUAUGCUUUUCCUCAUUAAAUAAAUACAGUUUUUGAGCAUCAGUCAAAUCACUCAAAUAUACCACAUGGUACUGUUGUGCCCUGAAUUUUUUUAUUUAAAAAUUUUGUUCUAUGCUUUUGGCUACUGGAAGCACCUGGAAGUCAUUUGGACAUUUCCACACCAGCUAGUCGGCUAUAUGCACACACACCCUGAUGCUAGUGUGCCAAAAAAAAACAAAAAAAAACAGAA